UAAGUUCUGCAGCGCCGGACAACACGGAAGUUGGUUUUUGGACCAUGGUUUGUUUGUUAUGUGUGUUUAGAGAUGCGCGUGCUGCUGCGUACUUAACGAGGUGUUAAGACACUGCAACAUCAACUACAAUGGCUAAAGAAGUGUCAGAGCUCUCUGUCCCGGUCCCGUGGGGAGAGAUCAGAGGGAAGGUUUGGGGUCCUGAUUACGGUCGUCCUGUGCUUUGUCUGCAUGGCUGGGCUGACAACUGUGGUGCAUUCAACACCCUCAUUCCUCUUCUACCCAAAGAGUGCAGAUAUGUGGCGGUGGAUCUGGCGGGUCACGGACUGUCGUCACAUCGCCCUCCUGGAGAUUUCUACUCUUUAUCCGAGUACGUGAUGGACGUACGCAGAGUGGCUGACGCUCUGCAGCUGAGGAACUUCUCCAUCAUCGGCCACAGUAUGGGUGGUGACAUUGCUGGAAUGUUCAGUGCACUGUAUCCUGAGAUGGUGGAUGCUCUCGUGCUUCUGGACGGUUUCGGAGUCCUACCUACAAAUUCAAAAGAAAUAUCCAAAAUAGUGAGGCAGGGGAUGGAUGCGAUUCUUCAGUUUGAAAAAAAGCCAGAAGAGAAGAAGAGAGUUUAUACGUAUGGGAAGGCAGUUGAGAGGUUGUUGGCUGCAAACCCGUCUCUGUCUGAACAGUCGGUGCACAUCCUUUUAGAGCGAGGUCUGGUUCAAGUUGAAGGAGGAUUUGUGUUCUCCAGAGACCUGCGAGUUAAUUUUAAAAAUAUAAUGCGCAUCAGUUUGGAGCAGAGUCUGGAGAUGCAGUCGAGGAUUCAAGCCUCUGUUCUAGUCGUUCUAUCAGAAAAAGGCUUCAAUAGAAUAUUUUCUGAACCAGCUCAAGGAGAAUUUGCCUCAACACUUCUCCAAGGCUUAAAGAACAGACAUCACACGGUGGUGACGGUACCAGGCGGUCAUCACGUUCAUCUGAACAAGCCCGAAGUCGUGGCUCCAUUUGUGUCUGACCUCCUGCGAACCAAAGUGUUGUCCCAGUCAAACAACGGACAGCACAAGUUAUAAGAUACAAACACACUCUGUCAUUUAUUUCUUAAUGUGACAUUCCUGUUGAAACAAGUUGGUGGGACGGGACGUUUCAUGCUGAGCAAAGAGCUUUAGGUAUAUUUUUAUUUAUAAAACUUUAUUGACGAAUCAGAACGUGCCUAAGGGCAUAGGCUUUGUUUUAUAUACAUUAAGCAGCGAUAUGUGGGUCAGUCCCCAAGAAAUGUUGAGCAUCAAACAUCUAAUUUCCUUUAGUCUUGUACAUUUUUAUGCACCAAUUUGUGCCCUUUCUGCAUUAAUUUAUGGCGGAAAUGUUAUGAUACUUCCUGCCUCAACCUUGCAACGAUGCCUUAUCUUCUUUCUUCACAUUGCAACCGUUGCUUUUGAGAAACAUUCUACCGACACCUACUUUACAGGAAGCAUUGUUGUGUCUAAGUUGCGUUCUUGCAUUUUGGCGUAAUAAAAGUCCUGUUUUCAUGUUUUUAUUGGGGGACAAAUGCACAUGUUUUAAAUACUGAGGGGGACGUGUCCCCAGCGUCCCCCCCCCCCCCCCCC
Messenger RNA from Cottoperca gobio, 1589 nucleotides. Its product is annotated as serine hydrolase-like protein. Gene Ontology annotation, cellular component: membrane. The record is from RefSeq and is a predicted model, not a curated record. NCBI's taxonomy places the organism in Eukaryota, Metazoa, Chordata, Actinopteri, Perciformes, Bovichtidae.